AUGUUGUAUAUUGGAAUUGUAAUAGUGUCUUGUAUUACGGUCGUGAAGAGUGCGAUUUUCUUUCCUUCUAACAGUGCCUAUGGUAUAUUCGCUGCACUUGCCGUUCCCUUGGAUCUUGGACCACAUAGGAAUGUUUUUAUUUCAUACAAUUUUGAGGCGAAUUACAAUUUGCCGGUGAACUGGCAGCUGCCAGCGUAUUUGGAAUUUGGAGAUACUCGUCGUAUUAAAGAUUCAAAUCGUGAUGAAUAUCUUAUGGAAACUAAUGCUACAAAAAAUGUAAAACACAUGAAACUCAAAACAACAAAACAAAAUACUCAAAAAAAUGUUAAAUCUGAUAAAUUGACUGAUCAUAACGUCAUUGAGGAGAAUGUGAUAGAAAUAACAGAAGCUAGUAAUGAUUCAAUAAGCAGCUCAAAUAAUGCAUCCCUAACUUUAAACGCAACAAUCGCUGAAGAAAACGAAAGUGAAAAUGAUAUAAAUCGCGAGAGAAGAUCAUUGCUAUCAAGAAGGACUUUCUACAGCAUGCUGAAACAAAGACUGGAAAUGCAUGGAUAUAAUGGUCAAGGUUGUUUGCUCCGACUGAUUUGUGAAACAAACGCUUCUGGAAUUGGAGAAAUUAAUGGAUUUUUAGGAUCUGUUAUGCACAUUAUAUUUGCACCAAGCUCAUCAAAAGAUGAACAAUUAUCAAAUGCUUACUAUAAAGCCGAGUUUAAUGGUCAACAGUCACAGUGUAAAAGAUAUUGGAAAAAAUGUCCACAUAAUAUUUUGGAUUUUAUAUCAACGCCUGUAUAUGACAUAAUUAAUUCUUUGAAAACACGAUAAAUAAAACUUAAUUAAAAACUUCGGAAAGUAUUUGUUAUUCAUCUUCUAAUAUAUAAAAAUCUCGUGUCGCAGUGUUUGUUAUCAAACUCCUCCGAAACGGCUGGACCGAUUUAUAUGAAAUUUUGUACACAUAUCGGGUAGGUCUGAGAAUCGGCCAACAUCUAUUUUUCAUACACAUAAAUGGUAAGGUUGGUCCGCCAUUAACUUUUUUUUUAUUUCUGAGAAAACCUUUUUUUAAAUUUUUUUAUAAUUCACUAUUGAAAAAUACAUAUAAUUCUUAAUUUUAAACAUUCUAAGACCAACCAAUGUUUUUUAAUCGCAAUUUGUUGUUGAAAAUCAAAGUGUUUUAUUAUUGUGAAACAUUUUUUAUAUGUUU
Episyrphus balteatus (marmalade hoverfly) is the source of this 1198-nucleotide messenger RNA. RefSeq lists its product as uncharacterized. The coding region runs from base 1 to 822 and encodes 273 amino acids. NCBI's taxonomy places the organism in Eukaryota, Metazoa, Arthropoda, Insecta, Diptera, Syrphidae. The record is from RefSeq and is a predicted model, not a curated record. The transcript is spliced from 5 exons.